Tauraco erythrolophus (red-crested turaco) is the source of this 357-nucleotide messenger RNA. Lineage: Eukaryota; Metazoa; Chordata; Aves; Musophagiformes; Musophagidae. The record is from RefSeq and is a predicted model, not a curated record.
GAAGUAGAUAUUUACACAGUGAAGACUGAAGAAUUGGCAUUUACUUCUGCGUUCUGCCUCCAAAUUCAGCGUAAUGACUACAUUCAUGCCCUGGUCACCUAUUUUAAUAUAGAAUUUACCAAGUGUCACAAGAAGAUGGGAUUUUCUACAGCACCUGAUGCUCCCUAUACUCACUGGAAGCAAACUGUCUUCUACUUAGAGGACUAUUUAACUGUGAGACGAGGAGAAGAAAUCUAUGGGACUAUAUCCAUGAAACCAAAUGCAAAAAAUGUGCGUGACCUGGAUUUCACCGUAGACUUGGAUUUUAAAGGACAGCUAUGUGAAAUGUCAGUAUCUAAUGACUACAAAAUGCGCUAG